UAUAUACAGGCAAAAUGUAUUGGAACACAAGCUAUAGGCACUUACUGAGAAUGCAGUGUAGCAAUGUAUCAUUGUUUGUUACCAGACAGUGGUUUAGCCGUAAAAGGCUGGAAAUGAAGAGAGAGCUCAAAUCUUUUAGCAAUUACUCAAUGUGCCAAGCAAGCCUAUAUGUUCUGCUGACGUAAGUACGUAGGCCCUGUACAUGACUAAACACUUGCACGCUGAGGUUGUUGGGCAUACAGCAUAACUAGGACCUCAACAGCAAAUUGAACAUGUCCUGGUUGGAUUUAUACAGGUCAGGGAUGAUCCCCGGGAAGGCCGAGCUAGAGCGGUUUGCUUCCCAUAUGGGAGAGCAUCAGCAGCAUGGCUCGCAAGUACAUCAACCACCCGUAUGGCAAGCGAAGUGUAACAAAACUAAAUGGCACGUUCAAGACACCCGAGCUAUAUAGACGUAGCUAGCUAGCUAGCUACGUGUAGCUAGCUAGCUAGCUACGUAUAGCUAGCUGGUAGGCGCAGCCACGCCCCACGGCCGGCUUUAUGAGGGGAUUCCCGCCGGCCAGUUUUGCAGCUAGGAGCCGGAGCCGAUCGAGCGACACUGGAGGAUCUGCGCCGACGAGCCCAGUAGUUUCUGCUGCAAGCCAAGGUAGACGCCAUUGCUCUGGGUAGACGCAAGUUGUAACUGCAACAAUCGGAUAUCCCAGUAAUAAGUUGCAACUUUCACGCGUUGAGCAAGAAACACUGAGAGUUUCAUUGACAGGAAUCAGUGACGAAGGAUAGCUAUCAGUGACUGAAGUGUACAAACUGUGGCUCUAAAAUAGCUGCAUCAUGAGUAGUGCAAGUCUCAUUUCCCAGUACAAGAGUCAGCUCCGGAGCCUCAACCCAAGUCUGCCACAAGUAAUUGAGCAUCUGGUGGCAAGAGAGGUUCUGACAAGAAGUGAAGCUAGCAGACUGCGUUCGACAAGCAACCAGUUUGCUCAUCUCUGCGAGCGACUGGCGUCAAAGGGCACAGAUAGCAGGGAUAAGAUCCUUGCUGAGAUUGCCUCGUUCAGCAGGGGCCAGAAGAGAGCCGGGGAGAAGGGGGGAGCUGUUUGUGGUCUCAGCCACUGUGAGGACUUGCCUGUCCCCCAGCCAAACCGCAAACACAUGUAUGUAAUGAGAAGAUUUCACCACAGCAUGCAUUGAUCAGCAACCGCAAAAAACUGCAAUGUCAAACCACUGAUAAAAUGCUAGUGUGCAACAGUUUAAAUGGGAGGGCAGCAGAAGAAGGUGGAGAUAGGUGUGGUGGGAAUAGGAAGAGGGCAUCAGGUGUAACUGGAGAAAGAAAAAGAGAGGAACAGCUACAAACCAAACUCCCAGACAUGGACAGAUUCAUUCCACAGUUCUACACCCUCGUCUGCCAGCUCUUGCAAAGCCUGAGUGGCAGCAGUAGCAGUAGAUGGUCACAUGACGAGUCAGGUGAUCCCCUGAUCUCAGAGUGGCUCCAGGCGGACCUGAAUGCGGACCAACUCCUCUCAUACUUUCCCUCUCAUCUCCGAAAAUCCCUCGUCAGUCACAGCCAUAGCACUGGAGGAGGAAGAAGAAGAGGAAAGAGUAGCGAGGGUGUGUUCAAGAGUGUGAGUAUAUCUGAACUACUCGCCCACUUCAAGAGCUACGUGAGAAGGCACGAAGCGGAAGCAUGCGAGAGAAAGCUCUUGGCAGGGAAGACCAAGCUCCUGGAGAGUCUGACAGAGAGAAAUGCUCACCUGGAGGAACAAGUGCUGGGGAUGAGAAGAACUGAGAUCCCAGAUUCACAUCAACUCACUAAUGGUCACCCGCCCCACCAUCAGAACGGUACUACUGGACACUCAACUACACUUGAGAAGGGAGAGGGAGAAGAGGAGGCCCGUCUCAAGAAAAUGCUGCGGAAAUCGAAUGCUCGUGUCGAAGAGCUACUGGCUACAAACAACCAGUGGGCUAUUGAAGCUGGAGAAAGGGCCAGCAAAGUAGCAAUCCUGCAGAUUGAGCUCCAAGACGCACAGAAAGAUAAUCAGAGCUUACGCAAGACACGACACACCACAGCACCGUCAGUGGUGGGCGGGGCCGGCGGCAUAACGAGGUCAGAGUUCACCAGCAAUGGCGAUGUGGUGGAGACCAAUUCAAGAACAGAGCAGGAAAAACAGUUGAAGCAAGAGAGAGAUGCGGCCGUGAGGGAGAACGAGCGUUUGAAGGCGGAGCUGGUGGAGGAGAGGAGUGGGAGGGAGGAGGACAGGGACGAGAUCGAGGAACUGAGGGACAGAGUUGCCAACCUCAGAGUCCAGGCUACGAGCAAGAUGCCUACGGUAAAGGAGCUGACGGCCCUGAGCAGCGAGAACAGACAGCUGAGAGAGAAGGCCGAAAGAGACAAAGCCCAGAUUGAAGCUCUGGUCCAGAAACUUGAGACACUACAGAACAAGCUCCAAAUGCAGCACUCCAGUAAUCUCAGUAGCUGUGAAGGCUCCCUGUUAAACGAAGCGGCCACCAACCAAUCAGGUGUUCUUGUUGAGUCGCUGGCCAAAGAGGACGACCUCAACGGAGUGGGAAACUCCCACUGUUACCACGACAACCGCCAAGGCCAGGGCCGUAAACAAGCACCGAUAUUUAUCGAUGACACUCCCAUGGCACAAAAAAAGCCGCCGUUCCCGUGGGAUACACAAGCAGCUGCAACAACUCACACAAUGGAACUCUAACCACGGAACUACUAAGGACCACACCACGUGCACACAGAAUUUUCCCGCCAAAUCAUCUGAUGGCAGUGAACUGAAACGUAACUCGCGGGGGUCGCAAAAUUCCCCUCGCUCUCGUAUUUCGCAACCGCCGCCCCCCAAUCAACCGGAGGCUGUGAUAGUGUCGCGAGUUAGGUUUGCGUGUGAAACGGAGCGAAAGUGUCCGCAGUGUUCCACUGUAUUCCUGACACUAGGGGAGGCGGAGUUCCAAUCUCACGUCGCACGAUGUCAGCUACCUCCAUUAGUGAAAAACUAAUAUAUAGCCUCAAGUUAAUACUUUGCUCUAAAUCUUUAGUGAUUUGUGUAUAAUUAUAUCAUGGUGACUGUGUAUAUCUCUGGUACAUUGUUAACAUCCACCGUCACCUAUGUGUGCAUUACUUUAGUAUCAAAAUUGCUUUAUACAUGAACUGACACAUGUCUUUGCAACUACAUACAAACAUGGAUUAAAAAGUCCAAAGUCUG
This is a messenger RNA of Geodia barretti, 3203 nucleotides long. The record is from the annotation of a GenBank genome assembly. Lineage: Eukaryota; Metazoa; Porifera; Demospongiae; Tetractinellida; Geodiidae.